This is a messenger RNA of Medicago truncatula (barrel medic), 634 nucleotides long. Its product is annotated as signaling peptide TAXIMIN 1. Bases 148 to 381 code for a protein of 77 amino acids. The record is from RefSeq and is a predicted model, not a curated record. The transcript is spliced from 2 exons. Lineage: Eukaryota; Viridiplantae; Streptophyta; Magnoliopsida; Fabales; Fabaceae.
GUUGCUUUGGCUUUAAGUUUUCAAUUAAAUCAUUACAAAACGUGUCACACUUCCCUUCCUAAAACAAACAACAAAAGAAUCAAAACAAGAAUUGUCAAGUUACUCCUACUUAUCACAUUUUUCUCAUACAAACAAAGAAAAAUAUUCAUGUGUAAUUCAAAUGGUGAUUGCAGACCAUUGGGCUUUCUGCUGGGUCUCCCCUUUGCCUUUCUCUGCCUCCUUAUCUCAAUCAUUGGUCUUAUUGUUUGGAUCGUUGGGUUGACACUGACAUGCAUAUGCCCCUGCUGUUUGUGCUUGACAGUAAUUGUGGAACUUGCUUUGGAAUUGGUUAAGGCUCCUCUUCAUGUUAUGGAAUGGUUCACCUCUAAGAUUCCAUGUUGAUGUUAGAGAUUCUUUUACUUUACCAAUUGUAUCACAUAGAGUUCUCUAGACUUGUGAAUUGGGAUUAAUGUUUGGUUCUUGUUUCAAUUCAAUUUCGUAUUUUGUUUUAGUAGUAUUUGACUUAGGGUUGGUUUGGAUUGGUUUAUUCAAGUUUAUAUGACAUAAACACCACUUCUGAUAUUGUUUAUGAGAACUUAAUUAUUAAAACUGCUUAUAACUUGUCAAUAAGUUGUUUUCAGCUUAUUUCUUUAAA